This is a messenger RNA of Zingiber officinale, 1661 nucleotides long. RefSeq names its product EPIDERMAL PATTERNING FACTOR-like protein 9. Bases 1165 to 1620 code for a protein of 151 amino acids. The transcript is spliced from 3 exons. The record is from RefSeq and is a predicted model, not a curated record. NCBI's taxonomy places the organism in Eukaryota, Viridiplantae, Streptophyta, Magnoliopsida, Zingiberales, Zingiberaceae. Gene Ontology annotation, biological process: positive regulation of stomatal complex development.
CUCAACUCAGCCAGAAUCCCGUCGGUUUCCGGCCAUCUCCUUCUUCUCCCGGUUUGCUCCCUUUCGUUCAUUCAUCGUUAUCUCUUGCGAUCUCGCCGAUCAUCGAGGGUUUUCGAUUCGUUCCACGGAAAGCUGUGGAUGCAUCAUUGGAUUUCUCAAGGAAAGAGAACUGCAACGAUAUGCCGGAGAUCCACUCUUUGAUCGAUCGAAAAACUCUGAUCGCCCGUCGUUUAUUGUUGCUUUACUUUGUCUGUGAGUAUUCCCGUCGAUUCGUGUAGUUGUUUCCGCGAUUUGGGAUGUGAUGCAAGUCAUUGGGUCCGUGUUUCUGAACGCAGUGUGAUCGAAUCUUCUAUACCAAUUCUGAUCCCGAAAUAAACCGAUUGCGAUUGUUUGGCGACGUUUAUUCUGUUCCUUUUGGCUUCGAUUGUUGCAUUUUGUGGAUUUCCCCCUUUUCCCCCAAUUCAUGCUAUGAUCCAUGAUGAAACAUUCUUUGUGUAGUUAUUCUUAAUCCCUAGUUUCGUUGCCGUCAGUCAACCUUAGAUCGAUCGAUUUGAGAUGUGAUGCAAGUCAUUCGAACGCAUUGUGAUUGAAUCUUUUAUACCAAUUCUGAUCCCUAAAAUAAACCGAUUGCAAUUGUUUGGCGACAUUUAUUCAGUGCUUCUUGGCUUCGAUUGUUUCAUUUUGUGGAUUUCCCUCUUCCCCCAAUUUCCGUUUUGAUCAAUGACGUUGUCAAUUAACCUUAGAUCGAUCGAUUUCUUUUUCAGUUUUUGAAAAUUUGUUUGCUUUAUUUUGCUCAAUUUCAGUUUCGGAUCGGAUACGAUCGAGAAUUUUCAGUCAUCUUCCUUAGCAAUUUACCUGCCUCUUUAAACAGAUGAUUUGAAUGCUGUACAAUCAUUUCAACUUCAUGUUUGUUGUGUUUAUUAUGCAUUCUUAAUCAUUUCCAAAUCCAGCGACCUACCUCAGAGGAAAAGCCAAGGGAAAAAUCGACAUGAUGAUGGACAAGAGACAGAGAACAGAUUACAAGAUUCAAAUCGUUGGACAAAAGAUCAUUCAAGCGUGCAUGAUAAUAAUUGAUUCUGGUCAAUUUUGUCUUUAACUGUGACUGCAACAUUGCAUGGAGAGGGGACCUCGUUCUUUUCCUGCGUGGGACAAGCAAUCCCCUGCAUGCUUACAUUCUCCUCCUCCUCCUCCUCUUUUUAUUCUUCACAUUCUCUGCAGUGUUCCAUUUCACCUUUCAUUUUUGCUAUCUACUCCGACUUUCAGCCACCGGCCAUGGCCAUGCCCUCCACCAACCCCACCACCUCCUUCCUCUUCUUCUGCCUCCUCUUCACCCUUCUCAUCUCUGCUCUCUGCCGCUCUACAGGCUUCGCAGGACAAGUUACUGAUCGCUCAAGCUUUUUCCCACCGCGCAAGGACGUCGCAGGGAAUGGCAAGGAGAUGGCAAGGAGUGGAAUAACCAGGGGAGAGUUGAUAGGCUCGACGGCUCCAAUCUGCACCUACAACGAGUGUAGAGGUUGCCGGUUCAAGUGCAGCGCUGAGCAAGUUCCGGUGGACGCCGGCGACCCCAUGAACAGCGCCUACCGCUACCGGUGCGUCUGCCACAGCUUUGAGCCUAUGUGAAGAACUAGUCUUCCUUAAAGAUUUGAUUUUGUCACUGAAAA